CUUCUUUGCUCCGCGUAGGUAGGCCUAAAGUUUGAGUGCAAAGCAAAUUUACGAAGAUUUUCUUGUUUCAAAAAUGGAUCUCGAAUUAUCUUCCCGUUUCCUUGAAGAGGACUUUUGCCGUUUGUGUUUGUCUAGUAUCUAUGAACUGCGCACGCUGUUCCCCCGGGAGGCAAAUGAAUCUACCAACAUGAUGAUGGUCACGAAGAUAAGCUUGCUGGCUGAGAUCAUUAUUGUUCCUUCGGAAGAACUAAAUGCUCGCAUUUGCUCUCGCUGUUUCAAGCAGCUGGAGGAGUUUGAGACGUUUCGGCGACGAUGCAGAGAUAGCGAUAACCAGAUUCGCCAAAUCCGGACUUUCCGCCAGCAGCAGACGGUUGCGUCAGAGCGGAACUCCAAUCCUCCGUUGGUUAGCCAAGAGCGUCCAAGAGAGAGCACCGUGUCUACAAGCGAUCGAUACGGAGGAAUAUUCGAUGUGAUGGCAUACUGCGAAGUGACGCCCGGAGAGCAUCUAAUGUUUUUCGAUGGGUUCGUUUAUCAGUCGGAAAGUUUGCUUGUCUGGCGUUGCGAGGUUCCGAUAUGCCCAUGCCAGCUGCUGGUCCAACAUGACAACGCUAAAUUCUGGGUUUAUGGCACCCACAAUCAUGAAAAACUUUCCGGUGAUGGCGACAAGCGGGUGUUCAAGAAAAUGAACCAACAAAUCUGUGCGUAUCUCAAUAAGCUACGUGAUAAAAUAGAUGGAACAAUCAAUAAUAAUAUUUCGGAGCAAAGCAAAUCGACAAGUGUACAGCAAAGCUCCGCCGAAAAUGAGCAGGAACAGGCUUCUUCAAGCACGUACCAAUCAAUCAUCUACUACUUCAAUAAUGGAGGUAAUCGGCCUACGAUACUCGUCGAUGGCCAUCGUUAUCACAAGGAAGCAACGUCUAAUGGUGUCAUCCCCACGCAGAUCUACUGGAGGUGCAGUGCCAAGAAUUGCCUGGGUAUGAUUUUGACUACUGCUGAUCUUCGAAAUUCCAAAAUGCAUAAAGAUCACAACCAUGCGCCUCUAUUGAAUGAGUCAUUUGUGCCGACUGAAAGCAAUAAUUGUGUGAAGGUAACGACUGCUCCCUUGUUGGGUGUAACGUCGCCGCCUGUAUCAGUUGAUAUUCCGGGGAACAGCAGUUCAUUUGGCAUCGCGAUUAUCAAACUUCCCACUCCACCUGUGACUGUUAUGCCUAGGAUUGAUCUUAUCGAUAAUUCUUCCCAGCUUAUUUCUGAGAUGCGACAGAUCACAUCUUCGAAUCAGAUUCCAACUAUCGGAUCGUCUCAUUCAAUGUCAACAGUUCAGCAACCGACUACGGCAGAAGCUUUGAGGUCAUCAAGCUCGAAUUCCUCGUUAGGCAAUUCUGCGGGACAAGUUGCCAUACGUUGCCAUUCAGCGAAUACGCUGAAACGCAGAGAGAUAUCGACUGCUUCGCCGAGACCGGACAAGUUAUUGAAGACGCCAACCUCGGCGGCUAAAACGCCUGUUAUUUUGUCGCAAAUCGAGUUUUAUCGAUGUCCGAACAUCUCCGGGGGAAUCAUUCUGGUCUACAGGCAAUUUCUUUACAGUUUCCAACCAACCAAUAGAUAUAUUACAUGGCAGUGUAAGACCUCAAACUGUGAGGCCAAGGUGCGCAGUGGAUGGCAGUUGGAGUAUCUAGCUCAGUACGUCGACCACAAUCAUGGACCAUCGGAGGAUCAUGUUGUUGACUUGGACAACUAUCUUCCGACGUCAGAUGCUCUGAAGAUACUGAGCAGGCUGAAUCCAACGAAGCCCAGACAGCCACCGCGUCAAGAAAUUCCCAGUCCGUUGCUAGCGUGCCGCCGGCUAGGUCACAUACUCAGCAGCGUAGGAUGUCAUCCUGGUGUUGACAUCAUUGCCCAAGUAAUAUGUGAGCCUAAUUCGUUUUUUCAAUGAAAUUCCGUUUAAUUUUUAUUUUAAUAGUUUAUUCUGACGUUCUUUAAACGUUUUAAGGCAGCCUAUGUAACGAUUGUUAAAUGCCGUGUUGGUGCAUAGGAAAAACUUACUACCAAAUCGGUUGAUACAAAAGCACUGUAAGCUGGGUAUUAUUAUAUUUUUUUAAUUCUGGCUUUUUGAUACGCGUGUGCAGAAACACAAAUUAUUUUACUCACUACGUUUCUUAUACCUAUAAGUAGAAAUAGCUAAAUGCAGCAAUAAGCAGUCGAUCUGUAGUCUUCUUUUGUUAAGUGUAGUCGAUCUUUUGUUAAGUUGUCGCACUUUUAUUUCAAUCUAAUAAAGAUCACUCUACUCUGUAA
Molecule: messenger RNA, 2292 nt
Organism: Armigeres subalbatus
Lineage: Eukaryota; Metazoa; Arthropoda; Insecta; Diptera; Culicidae
Exons: 5
Coding region: 74-1933 (619 amino acids)
Cellular component (GO): nucleus
Molecular function (GO): zinc ion binding
Source: RefSeq, a predicted model, not a curated record